AUGGAAAACAGUACUGAGGUGACUGAGUUCAUUCUUGUGGGGCUAACAGAUGAUCCGAAACUGCAGAUGCCACUUUUCAUAGUCUUUUCCUUCAUCUACUUCAUCACUCUGCUUGGGAACUUGGGGAUGAUUAACCUUAUCCUGUUGGACUCUCGUCUCCACACACCCAUGUACGUUUUCCUCAGUAACCUCUCCCUGAUGGACUUUGGUUAUUCCUCAGCUGUCACUCCCAAAGUGAUGGCAGGAUUCCUCACAGGAGAAAAAAUAAUCAACUAUAAUGCUUGUGUCAGCCAGUUCUUUUUCUUUGCAGCUUUCAUCACUGUAGGGAAUUUUCUCUUGGCCUCCAUGGCCUAUGACCGCUACACGGCAGUGAGGAAACCCCUGCAUUAUACCACCACCAUGACGUCAGGUGUGUGUGCACGCCUGGUCAUAGGCUCCUACAUCUGUGGUUUCCUGAAUGCCUCCAUCCACACUGGGGACAUGUUUAGUCUCUCCUUCUGUAAGUCCAAUGUGAUUGAUGAUUUUUUCUGUGAUGCUCCUCCUCUCUUGGCUCUCUCAUGUUCAGACAAAUACAUCACUGAGAUGGCUAUUUUUUUGACGGUUGGUUUCAAUGUCCUCUUUUCUGUCCUGAUCAUCUUGUUCUCCUACUUGUUUAUAUUUAUCACCAUCCUGAGAAUGCACUCAUCUCAGGGCCGCCAAAAGGCCUUUUCCACCUGCGCUUCCCACCUCAUUGCAGUCUCCAUCUUUUAUGGGACAGGCAUCUUCAUGUAUUUACAGCCCAGCUCCAGUCAUUCCAUGGACACAGACAAAAUUGCAUCUGUGUUCUAUACCAUGGUCAUACCCAUGCUGAACCCUCUGGUCUAUAGUCUGAGGAACAAAGAGGUCAAGAGUGCCUUUAAAAAGGCUGUAGGAAAGGCAAAGUCCUCUAUAGGAUUCAUAGUUUAA
Molecule: messenger RNA, 945 nt
Organism: Pipistrellus nathusii (Nathusius's pipistrelle)
Lineage: Eukaryota; Metazoa; Chordata; Mammalia; Chiroptera; Vespertilionidae
Source: the annotation of a GenBank genome assembly